GAGUCUAAAUGCAGUACCAGCUGGUUACGCAGCAUCAGCUGCUUACUAGAGCUUUUAAAGAUAGACUCUCCGCAUAUUCACCCACUGAACACCUGGGCGGCUCUUCACUAGCGUCUACCGGAACUGUUUUUCAGCUGUACUGAAAUCUGACCGGAACAGUUAAAGAGAGCACAGGAAUCGCGUUCUCGGCGGGGUCUACUGAGAAACAUGCCGAAGUUUUACUGUGACUACUGUGAUACCUACCUUACACAUGAUUCACCAUCAGUGAGAAAAACUCACUGCAGUGGGCGAAAACAUAAAGAAAAUGUUAAAGAUUACUACCAGAAAUGGAUGGAGGAGCAGGCUCAGAGCUUGAUCGACAAAACAACGGCUGCGUUUCAGCAGGGAAAAAUUCCUCCCACUCCUUUCCCAGGUGGUCCCCCGCCAGCUGGACCUCCACGUCCCGGCAUGCUGCCAACACCACCCAUGGGGGGCCCCCCAAUGAUGCCCAUGAUGGGGCCUCCACCCCCUGGGAUGAUGCCUGGAGACAUUAGGCCACCAAUGGGAGGACCCAUGCAGAUGAUGCCAGGACCGCCCCACAUGAUGCGUCAUCCUCGUCCAAUGAUGAUGCCAAUCAGGAUGGGCAUGGUGCGCCCGGAUAGAUAAGGCCCAGUGGACUCUGUGUACCCUCGGUUACCUUUACCUGGUCCCGUUAGAGAAGACGCUUGGGUUUUUCAGUGCGGUUUUUCUUUUUUAAUCUCGACGACAAGAAUCCUGUGAUAGUCAUUUCUGAAUGAUUAUUUUCUGGUAUUUAUUACUAUUCACUGCAGACUCGGAUGAUUUUUUUUGUUUUAGUAAAACGACAUUCUCAGAUUUUAGUGUCAAAAACAAAUAUUUCAGCCCACAUGUUUGAUCUGAGGAUGUUUGCUGGAUUUAGUUAGAAUUUUUUUUUGUAUGUCACAUUGUUGAAUUGGCAAAUAAAAUCCUUUGAAACAAA
Messenger RNA from Nothobranchius furzeri (turquoise killifish), 976 nucleotides. It is a transcript of the gene snrpc, whose product is annotated as small nuclear ribonucleoprotein polypeptide C. Gene Ontology annotation, molecular function: pre-mRNA 5'-splice site binding; zinc ion binding. Lineage: Eukaryota; Metazoa; Chordata; Actinopteri; Cyprinodontiformes; Nothobranchiidae. Gene Ontology annotation, biological process: mRNA 5'-splice site recognition; spliceosomal snRNP assembly; mRNA splicing, via spliceosome. Gene Ontology annotation, cellular component: U1 snRNP; nucleus. The record is from RefSeq and is a predicted model, not a curated record.